Harmonia axyridis is the source of this 8253-nucleotide messenger RNA. RefSeq lists its product as uncharacterized. NCBI's taxonomy places the organism in Eukaryota, Metazoa, Arthropoda, Insecta, Coleoptera, Coccinellidae. The coding region runs from base 113 to 8221 and encodes 2702 amino acids. Gene Ontology annotation, biological process: tRNA aminoacylation for protein translation. Gene Ontology annotation, molecular function: ATP binding; aminoacyl-tRNA ligase activity. Gene Ontology annotation, cellular component: cytoplasm. The transcript has 5 exons. The record is from RefSeq and is a predicted model, not a curated record.
AUUCGCCGAUUGUCGCAAACGAAACUCUCUAGCAACUGCCUGUCAUGAUUUUGACAGACAAGAUGAGUGCAGUGAAACUUCAGUUUAUUAGAUCAUAAACUGAAACAAUGUAAUGGAAAUAUGUGUUGAUGGUUUACCUAUAUCAGAAAAACAACUAACCUAUCAUUGUGCUACGAACGAGAAUAAAGUUAUUGAAAACAUAUGUACCCAAAAUAAUUUUGUCCGAUCUAUUUCCAUUCAUAGUUUUCGAAGUCAAACCACUGUCUGUGAAACCAUUAUCUUUGCCCACAGUUUUUAUGAAGAUUUUUUGUCAACAGUCAGUAAAUCAAGCAGAGAAUCAGUCAAAUCUCUUGGCAUGUAUGGUGCAUUCAAUCCCUCUGGAAAUACCCAUUUCCACUCAGGAAGUGCGAAAUACUACUCUCCUACAGAUCUUUCAAAAAUUUGUCGUCAUAAUCAAGAUAGUCCUCUUGGAAGAGAUAUCGAAAAUAUAGAACAAGAAAAGCCAAUACGACACCAUCAAGAUAUAGAUACAGAGAAAAGAAAUAAAAAGAAAGCAAAAGAUAAAAAAAAUAAAAAGAGGGAGUUUAGGGAAGAAACAUCUUAUGGAUAUUAUAUGAUGAAUAAUAAAGAAGAUGAUGAACGAAAAGAAAGGAAUCAUAGAAGAGAUAGAAAGAAAGAAUUUUCUGAGUUGAAUUAUUACGACUUACAGUGUAUAUUGAACGACUGUAAUAAAGACAUCAAUAUUUCAUCCAACAUGAAAAAAGAUAGAAACAAUGAAACCAAAAAACAUCAUAGAAGCCAAAGUAUCGAUCAAAUACCUACGAAAGAUGUCACCUCUGACCAAAAGAUAUCUAAGAAACCUGAAAGACCAAGAAGUGCAGAAAGAAGGGAAGAUCCUCGAAUAGAUAAAAAUAAAGAAUACCUUAUGAAGUAUUAUGGUCAGUGUCCACCACUCGCAGGAUUUGAUCAAAGCAGAAAACAUUUUAUUGUACAGAACCAACAAUUUCUCACUCCACAUUCACCAAAGAGACAUAAAGAUAAAAUGAAGAGUAGGAAAAAAAAUCAUCAUGAGCCUGAGAUGCCUGAAUUCGUAACACUAGAUCAAAUAGAUGAACAGACGAUGAAUUUGAAAGAUGAAAAAUUUGAUCAUCACCAAUACAACAAAUGGGAUGCAGAAAAAAAAAUUCGUCACCACCAACAACGCGAAUUUUAUGGUGAAUAUCACCAGCAACAAUAUCGAAAUAAUUUAAAUUCUCAGAAUAACGAACAUGAUUUCAAUAAACAUGUGCCCAGUCCUGAUGAGUAUGAGAAAAUGAUUCAAAAUUAUUAUCAAACAAUUGUAAAUAAAGAAGAAAACAGUAAACUCAAAAAGAAGGAGAAGAAAAAAGAGAAAAUUAACGAUCAUAAAAAGAAAGAAAACGAUGAGGAAUAUAGAGCACUGAAGAAAUACAUGAAAAAAUUAGUUAAGGGACAACAAAAGGAUACAUAUUACUUCACCACUAAAGAAAAUGAUGCAAAUUUGCCAGUUCAGGUGAAGCGUGAUAGUAGAGGCAAGAAAUAUUUGGAAGAACAUGUAGUGAAUUAUGAACACGAGUUCAAUCCAAAUAAUGCCCUAGGAAGUAUUGAUGGUACAAAAGAGCAGAAACUUGCCAGGAAAGAGUUCAUUCCAUUGGAUUUAGGUUUAGAGGAACUUGAAAUAUCAUCAAGAUACCAUAAAAAUCACGAUCUCAAAAAGUAUAAGAAUAAGAGGAAAGUUAUUAAAAAACCAUCAUCUGAAAGAAUAAGAUCAGCCAGCUUGUGUGUGAAAGAUAAGCAGAAAAAUUUGAACGAAAUUCUUCAGAAACACGAUGAGUGCCAAAUGAAAGAUACGGAACAUAUUCUGAAGAGAUACAAAUCUGAAACAAGCUUGGAUUCAACUGUAAAAGAUAAGGAAAUUGUUUGUAUCUAUCAGAGUAAAGAUUCUCCUGAGGAGAAAGAAGAUACAAAUACAGUGAAACUAACGAAGAAACAAGACAAUAUAUCUCUCGCAAUAGAGAAAAAAUAUAACAAGAAAGAUGUCACAGAAAGCAAAAAUAAAAGAAUAAAAGACCGCUCUCCUUAUGAUCGUAAUCAAAUGAUACUUCCUUCAGAACAUAAAAAACAAAUGUCUGAUGUACUAAAUAUGCAGGAAAGAACAUUAUUGUUCCAAAAAGCAAUGAAGAGAGACUUCCCAACAAGGCCUAGACCAAGACUUAGUCGUUCUAGGCAAAGGUCAUCUAGGUACUUAUCUAAAUUGGAUGAUGGUAAUUACCAUCACAGCAAUAUUAAGAUUGACGAGGAACCUACAAAAGAAGUUCAUUGUUAUGACGUGGGAACAUCUACAAUUCUCGAUAAUAAUUUUGGAGAAGUUCUUGAGUUGUUGAGGGGGGAACCUUCUCUCAAAACUCCCUGUAUGAAUAAAAAAAGAUCUGUUUUUCAUGUAAAGAAGAAAACAUCUAGAGAAGACUUAGUAGAAGCGUCCAGAAAAACUUGUGAGAAUGGCGAGCAAACUUUAGGAAUUGUUGUUAAAGGUAUUGAACCACCUAAAAAGAUUGAAACGUCGAAGGUAAGAAGCAGAUUCAAAUUUCCAUCGGAAAAACCGAAAAUCAAUAAGUUGGAAUGCAAAAUACUUUCUGUGGUAGCAAUAACGCCAACAACUAAAUUCGAUGAUGAACCAGGUAAUGAAGAUAGCCUUAAUCCAAUUAAAACACAGUCUACUCCUCAAAUGAAACAUGAAAGCAUUUCAGAGAAACGAAUCCCAUCUUCAGAUAAGAGACUAGAGAGGUUGCUUAAGUACUAUAAAGUGGAGGCUCAAUCCAAGAUUAGCGAUCAAAGUAAGACGUCGCAGAAAUCAAUGAAAGAACUUAUUGCAAGUAAACUCAGUGAUUACUUGAAGAAAUUACAGAAUGAUGACAAUGACGAGAUGUUACAAAUUCAAACGGACGAACCGAAAGUUGUUAAAUUAGUUUUACCGAUCGAGUUUUCCGGUUUACAAUGUUCAGAUAAGUCUAUUUCCCUCAAGAAUAAUAAUGAUCAAAUCGAGCAACAACCGAAAGAGAGUUUUUCUGAUCUUAAUAUAAACUAUUCAGCCGAGAUUAUCGACGAAGAUGAGGAUUAUUUCGAUAAUCUAGAGACACCCAAAGAUAGAUUCAAGUGUAUAGGUACUAACCGAUCGAAAGCAGAAAAUUCGAUUUUCAAUCAGAAUUUCGAUUUGAAGAUCAAUGACCAGCAGUCGGAAAUUUUCCUCAAUCAAAAUAUGUUGAAUUUCAGUAACAUCGAAAGCACGUCAGAAUUUCCGUUCAGUCCGAGAAUAACGGAAAAAAUAAAUAGGAACUCACAAGAAUUUGAAAAAAUGAGAGAAUUUUCAUGUUCAGAAGAACAAGGAGUUUCUAAUAAACCAUCCUCGAAGCUUCCAGUACAAAAAUCUAAUGUUAGUAAUGUAGGGAAUUCUAACCAAAAGUAUGAAUAUGAUUACUAUAUUGACUCGGAAAGGCCACCUGUUUUCCAGAAAUCAGAAGAUGAUUUUAACCCGAAUCCAAUAAGAAAGGAACAAUCGACUGAGCGAAACAUGGAAAACGUCAGAUUUAACACCAAAGAAACAGCGAAAAAGCAACAGAUCUCUCAAAAACAAAAUAUGAGUGGGACAAGCUCUAUUAAAGAGUCGAGUAGUUUCUCUCCCAGACGCAACAAUGAAAGGUCCUAUGAAGGAACUUCUAAACCUUCUUAUGAUAAUAUGAAGAGUUACAAAGUAGAUGAUGGACGAAUUGUGGGACUUCAGGAGAUUGUCGAAGAUAAUCUUGAGGAUGAAGAAGAGUCAGUUGUAAAUUAUGCUAAUUCGUCAGUCCCAAUAUAUCAACCAGCACUCUCAAGAAAUGAAGGGUUGAGAUUGAGAAAACAAAUCGACAACAACGAUGAGAAUAUUACACUUGAAAAUGAUUGUGCAGUUCCAUCAAAAUCUUCUCAAAAAACUCUUCCGACAAAGAUGUUUGAAAACAACUUUAAACAAUUCAAAGAAAAAGAAUAUGUAGAUUCAUUCCCCCGAAAAGAUAGUGAAGUUCCGGAUCGUAAAAUGCGUAUGCAAGAAAACGACAUUGAACAAACUCAAUCGGAUAUAAAAAGGAAAAAUAAUAGUAACGAUUUGAUCAGAGAUAAUACCUCCCCUCAUCAAGCUCCAACUCCAGAGCCAAAACGUGAACCCAAAGUAACUCCGAGAAAGGUGGCUCAAACUUCCAAAAAUAAUGAAAUAACUGAGAGAAAGAAGUUUGGGAAGAAAAUAGCAUCCCAGCCUCAACCACAAACCAAUGACAAUUCGUCACCUUCGAAAGCGUAUGACUAUUUUGAAAUUCCUGCACCAAAUUCAACACCCAUCAAAAAAACAGCAUUAGAGGAACGUAAUGUAAGCUCGGAUUUAAAAAAAAAUGAACAAGUCAUGGAAGGAAAAAUCCCUUUGAAUCCCAAUCAUGAGAGUCAUACUGAUUCUGUUUCGAUUGAACCUAGAUCCAGUAGAAUAUCCCAAAUUCCUAAAAAAAUAUCUAACAUACCAAAGAACGUUGAAAAUUUCCCACAUGAACAGCAGCAGAAAAAGAAGGAAGAACCUCGGGAAGAACAAACAGAACUAGAUGAUUACGAAAAAUGUUACGAGAAUUUGGAAUCUACAGAUUGGUUUUAUCAGAAAGAACAAGACGAAAUGGACAAUAGUUUAGAGAAAUGCCUAUAUUGGAAUACAAUAAAUUCUGAAACAGUUGUAAUGAGCGAAUUAAAUGUAUGUACUCAAAAUAAAACAUCUGAAAUUGAAAAAACCACAGGAGUUCCGAGAAAGAGUCAAAUACCAGUAGUAAAAAAAAAUCAGAAAAAACCCCAAAGUAGCCAAGGUAAAGCUCCUUCUGCUACCAAUGAUAAAAAUGCUCCCACAAUGUUAUUAACGAAAACUUAUAAAGUACCAGCUGGUCAGAGUUCAUACGAGAGGAGAAAGAUGUACGAUACGAGGAUAAGAAAAAAUGUCAAGAGAAGAUCACUCAGCGAAAGCAGUGGGCCAAAAAAUUUACCACUUAUUUAUGAAGUGAGAUAUUGCAAUGUGUAUAACCAAUGUUUACCGGAAGUAUUCGAUCCGGUAGUUCUCGGAAGAUCUAAAAGCGAUCAGAACAUGAGUAUUUUAUCGACAGAUUUCGAUGAAAAUUAUUCUAAAAUAAGUAUAGAAUCACUCACAACGGCUCCUUCGUGUUUUUUGAAAGAAAACCAAUAUGAGCGAGAAGAAAAGAAUUUAUCAACUGAACCUUCAUGUUUACUUAAAGAAAACAAGUAUUGUCAUAAUAUGGAGAGAGAGGCCGAUUUAUAUACAGAGCCUUCAUGCUUGUUGAAAGAGAGUAAAUACAAUGUUGCACAAAAAAAAUAUGAGUUCGGAAACACGAACGAUAUCAUGAGAAAAGAUGAAGAAACAUGCAGUAACUUUUCAUCAAAAAGUGAAAGAAUUAAAGAAUUGAUCAAAGAAAACCUUUUAUAUGCAAGAUAUUCAUUACCGAAUAAAAAAACAAAACCUUCAAAUGUAACAAGAAAACGACGGAAAAGAGUUGAAAAGGAAAAACUCAAUUCUAACAAAACAUCGAAAAAAAUCACUUCGCGGCCUAAAAUAACAUUGAGAUGUUCUGAGGAAUUUUCUAAGGAAAAAGGCAAGCGACUCAAAAUAAUAACGAAGUUGAAUGAUAACAUACAAAAUGAGGAUGAAAGCGAAAUUUCUUUGGACCAAAUUGAUCCUUGUCUAGAACGUCAAAAUUUGACAAAAUUGUCAAUUGAUAAAUUGAAAGAAAACGAAUUCCGCGUGUCUUUCGAAAACCAGAAACCGGGUGAAAAACAAGUUACAUUUGAUAAAAAAUCUAUCGUAUGUUCAACUACAGACACCGAAUACUCGAAUGAUAGAGAAUCUUUAGGCAAUUCAAUUUCAAGUGAGAGUACCGUGAUCAAUUGUGCAGCUCGUUCGAGUAUUACCUCUCAAGAAUCGGAGGCGACAGUUAAAGAACGCGACUUCUUAGUGAAUUCUGCUGAUGAUAGUGGAUAUUUGACUAAAGGAGCUGAGAUUAACCAUAGCGGAACAACAAUUAUUAGUACUAACGACGAGAAGAAGUGCUGCUCUAAAAUCUCAAAAGGGUUUUCUUCCGGAAAAUCAAAGAAUAACCUUGCAAUCGCUGAAAGUUCCAGGUGGAAUCAAAAAGAUCUUGUUAAACUGAGGAUACAACUACUGUUCCCGCACGUCUAUGAUGACUUUGAACUUUUAGAAUCAGCUCAAAAUACUGAUUUGAUAAAGUAUUACGUAGAAUCUGAAAACAAUAAACUUAAAGAAGCCAUCGAUUCCAUUUCUCAAAAAGACGAAAUGAGUACCAGAAGCAGAAGUGUUAUUAGCCUUCCAUCGGUUAAGAUGAUACCAGAAGAGCCUACGGAAUCGACAUUAAAUGGUGACCUAAUUUCAGAAUAUUCUUCCAUAAGUCGUGAGGGAGGAUUUUAUAAUUACCAAAAGUUCGUUGCACAAAAUAAUGCAUGCUAUUCGGCAAAUGUUUUAUCGAAAUUAAGUAAGCCUGAUGAUUGCGGCGACUGUACCACCGAUACUUUGAGAGACCACGACCUUUCAGAAAAAGCAAGUGUUAAUUCUUGCGAACUAUCAUCAGUGAAGAGUGGAGCAACUUUGAAAAAGAGUGUCGUUGAACUAUUCAAAUUGAGACCAUCCAGUGCGAAGAAAAGCAGUUCUGUUAUGCUCUCGGACAAUGAAACACUAGUGGAAGAAAAUGAGGAAGAAAGCGCUAGUAUGUGCAUGAAUAUAUCUGAUGAGGAAUUUUUCAAUAAUUUUCAUCAAAUCAUGGCCAUUGAGUGUAAGAAAUUCGCUAGAAAAGUCAAGGACCAAAGUCAUGCUUACGAUAAUGUCGAAGAUGAUUUGAAGUAUGAAGAAAUUCCUUUGGAUUGCCUCUUGAAAAAUAAAAAUUUGAACGAUGACAGCAGUGAAGAUUAUUUAGAGAAUGGGUACGAACUUGCUUCCGAUGAGAUUUGUGAUAAGAUGGACGACAGUAAGGAAUCCUUCAAGAAAGAAAGUAACGAAUCUUUCAAAUCUGUAACUUGUAUCAAAGAAAAUAUGAAGCCCGAAAAAUCUAACUCGAAAUGGCAGAAACUCUUGAUGAAUAAAAGUUCUCAUGAAUCGAAUUCAAAAUUGAAUCUAAAUUUUUACUCUGUGGGUAAAGUUCCUAUGAAUGAUAUGAUUGAGAACGCUCAGACUUCUAAUAUAUCAGAAGAUUCCUUGAAUUGUUCACCGAGGGAUAAGGUACUCAACGCUAUGACUUUAGGUGAAGUUACAAAACAAUCAGAAAAACAAUUCUUUGACAGCCUUUUAGCGUUUUACGACAAGGAAGCUGAGUUCAUCAAGAAAUUGAUGAGAGACGAGGAGUUUUUUUCCUCAUUGAUUGAAUCCAUAAGAAAUUCGGAUGAGACUACACAACUUAUUUUCAUGAAAGAUAUUCGAAAGAAGGCGAAGAAAGAGAAGAAAAAGGGCAUUUUCAGUAGAUUUUUCAGGUGGAAGGAGAAGAAAAGCACUGAAACACUGUUUGAAAAUCCUUCUAAUGGAAGAGGUUCAGAACUAGCUCAAAGCGUGAGUAACGAAAGUAAAACAAUGACGAUUGAAAGUUGCUGUUCAUUCUACAAAGACCUGGAAGAUUUGGAAGCUAUGAGUGAGAUCAAGAAUACGAAUUCGGAGCAUUUGCAGCAGUUAGCAUACAAAGCCAAAUGUCAUCUUGAACCAAUGGUGAAAGCUACGAUAUCUAACCGUCACAUAAGCGAUAAAAUAAAAUUGGCAGGAUUUUUGAAGAUGCUAGAUAUGGUGGCAAAAGGAGAUUUCACAUUCUUAAAUAAUGGUGACAAAAGUUUAGAAGAGAAACUGAGGGAUCACGUUGCACAAAUGUUCGAGAAGGUAUACAUGAUUGCGAAUCGGGAGGUUGUACAGAAGAAUUCCACUUUGGACAAUGAAAAAAUUCAACUAUUGAAGAUUUUGGUCACUAAAUAUCAUAUGGGGGUUGAAACACAUAUCAAUAUUUUAUCGAUUUACAUUGGAAGAGGAUUGAUCGAGACCACACCACAAUUAGAAGAUGCAAUUAUAUUCCUAAUGGGUCAAGAUUCACAAGAUAUCAAUUUAGAACAAUUCGAGAAAAAUUGUGGCAUAUCAUCAGAAUAAAUUACAAUAAAAUAUCUGAAUUGACUAAUCAA